Molecule: messenger RNA, 2121 nt
Organism: Penicillium canescens
Lineage: Eukaryota; Fungi; Ascomycota; Eurotiomycetes; Eurotiales; Aspergillaceae
Gene: ptpB
Product: tyrosine protein phosphatase PTP1
Exons: 3
Coding region: 436-1713 (425 amino acids)
Biological process (GO): protein dephosphorylation
Molecular function (GO): protein tyrosine phosphatase activity
Source: RefSeq, a predicted model, not a curated record
UUAUACUGGCGACAUCUCGGAUCUUUUACUACUUUCACGCCCCUCCACUUCUCCCCUUUCCCGUCUCACACUUCUUUCUUCUUCACUUAUAUUCAAGGGCUCGGAAGUAUACGGCCUGAAAACGAUACGAGGUUGCUAUUUUUGUUGCCUCCCACUUCGACGCCCGAGCCCCUCCCCCAUCACUCAAAAAAUCUGGCCCUGGACACAUCUUCCCGGGACAGCUUCUAUAGCUGUCCCGAUCUGUCGACGCUGCAGAUAUCGCAGGUCUCUGAUUUCGAUAGCUCCGACACUCCUCAGACCGAUAUUUCUCGCUCGCCAUCGCUGUCCGAGCCUGCCCCGCACCCGAAGAAGCGAUCCAAAGCCCAGUCAGUCUCGCGAAAGGCCCGUGGCGUCGUCGGUAAAGUGCGAGCACUCCAGCGGAUCGCGGCCGCCAAAAUGGCGCAUCCGUCUAUCAAGAUCGACACUAGCGUGCAGACAACCAAGCGCGGCCUGCCUGAGAACAACGAUGCAGGCCUCGAUGUACUGGGUGACCAGGACCCCAAGUUGGACGCUGGGAAUACGGAAGAUAUCCCGCCGUUCUUGUGUCUAUCUGUCGCGGAGAUCCAUGAAAAGUUCGAGGAUCUAGAAUGGAUGCAGCGGACACGUCUCGCGGAGGGUCUGAUGGCCAAUGACAUGUCGCAUCCUUUCGCCCUCGAGGUCGAUCCGAAGGUCAAGGAGAGGAACCGAUAUUUGAAUGUGCAGGCGUGGGCAAACUGUCGCAUUCACUUGCGAGUGGCUGACGGCGAGUGUGAUUUUAUCAACGCCUCUCCGAUUCUUUUGGAAGAUUCCGUGACGAGGGAAAGAAGGAAAUAUAUUGCAACACAGGGUCCCACACUUGGUCACCUCGCUCAUUUCUGGCACAUGGUAUUCCAUGAGAGUCAAGAGGUCGGUGUGAUUGUAAUGCUUACCCAAACUUUCGAAGCGGGCCGGGAAAAGUGCGCUCAAUACUUCCCACUGGACACUGAGCAGGCUUCGAUGGUUUUGUCAACAGACAAGUCGGACCUUUUCUUCAAUGUGGAUGAGCAAACAGAGCCUGGCGUUUUGGGCAAAGUCACACUGUUGGAGUCAACUUUCGAUGCUAGGUCCCGAUCUGAAAUCCGCAAACUCGAGCUGUCCAUCGGUUCAAAGUCAAAGAUUGUUUGGCAUUUUCUCUUCGCUGGCUGGGCCGAUUACUCAAAGCCCGAGGGUAGUGAUCGCCAGGCCCUGCUCGAGCUCAUCAAGUUGUCUGCCUCGAAGUCCAGCAUUGAAAACCCGCGUAUUGUGCAUUGCAGUGCUGGAGUUGGUCGGACCGGAACCUUUAUCGCACUGGACCAUUUGCUUUGUGAGCUGGAAUCGGGUCAUCUACUGAAUGUCACGGAUCCCGAAAUUGAUCCUGUUUUCGAAACCGUCAAUCAGAUGCGCGAGCAACGGAUGAUGAUGGUCUAUAAUGAAAUGCAGAUGCAAUUCAUCUACGAGGUCCUCCGCGAACAAACCGACUCCAAGCUGGGCAAGGUUCCAGAUCAUGACUCUGAUGCCCCCGGCGAUGGCGAAGAAAGGUCUGCCAAAGUCGCCAAACUCAGUGACGAGGCCGGCUACGUGCCGACUGCCAAACCAGAGCUGGAGGUUGCCCCAAGUCGCAUUUCCACGCCAACCAGAAGCUGGUCCGGUACGCCGGAAGUGUCUGAUAACGAAUAACGUCCGCUCCGCCUUGAGCAACUUGCUUUAUACGCAUUAUUUUUCCCCCUCCUCAUCCGUCACGUUAUUUUGCCUCGUCGAUCGCGAGCCUUGGUCUCUUGGUUGAAUAUCUUCCCGUUCUGCAUUAAAUCAUGGCCGGUGUUCGUUUGAUUUCUGCUAUUUUUUGUUCAUAGUUUCGCGUUCUGCUAUACGCCCACUGCAUCUUUCUUCCCCGUUGAAAUACCCAUUGUUUGUCUUUCACCCUGCUCUUCUAGGGGAUUGUAGUUAUUAUGAUUGUUGACUAGCAUUAGCUGUUAUCUCGCUAGAGUUCCUGUAUAUUAGUCAAUUGGUGAUUUAAAUUGCGCUGCUACACGGCACAAAGCCUGGUUUAAAUGGUCGAUGAUUAACUUGCAAUAUAUAUAGUUGAGG